Molecule: messenger RNA, 885 nt
Organism: Brassica oleracea var. oleracea
Lineage: Eukaryota; Viridiplantae; Streptophyta; Magnoliopsida; Brassicales; Brassicaceae
Exons: 1
Coding region: 1-885 (294 amino acids)
Source: RefSeq, a predicted model, not a curated record
AUGGAAGAGCUAAAGGAACUGGAACUUCUGGAUGAAGGCGAGAUGGUGGAUAUCCCAGAUCUGGAGGUUGAGGAUCUGAUUGAGGAAAACACACUAAGCAUUAUUGUGAGAUGCCUCAACCCUUUUGUGCACAAGGUAGGAGGUCUAGUAAAGGCAUUACCACCCAUAUGGGGGAUGGAGGAUAGAACUCAGGGAAGGGUUGUAGGAGAAGAUAGGGUUCAGUACACCUUCAGAUCGGAGAACGACCUAAAGUUUGUUCUGUCAAAAGGUCCAUGGUUUGUUAAUGGUUGGAUGGUGGCCAUGGAUCAAUGGACACCAAACCCACAGGAAGAUUUCUUAAAAAGGAUAACUUUCUGGAUUCGAAUUAGAGGACUUCCCAUCCACAUGCUGAAGAGGCAAGUGGUAGAAACAUUACUGGAUCCUUUGGGGAAGGUCGAAGCAGUGGAGCUGCACGCAAAGAACUCUAACUCCCUAGAGUACGUAAGAGCCUUGGUCAAGAUCAAUACGGAAGAGCCACUGCAGUUCAGAAGAAUAGCCAGAUUCAAAUCAGGAGCCACGUAUCCAACGGAGUUGGAGUAUGAAAAGCUUCUCAAAGUUUGUUAUGGAUGCAAAAGGCUAACGCACGACCAGACCAAGUGCCCUCAUCAGAUCCUCGCAGUGGAAGAAGGGGAGUUGGAAGGUAGAGAUCGAGCCAAGGAAUCCAACCUAAGGAAAAAACUAAAGGAAAAGGAAACAAAAGCCAAAGAGAGUCUCCAGAGACCUUCAACAAAAGGAGCUGCUAAAGGAGUGGUUAUUAGUGGCCCCUCUCCCUCUACAAGCCAAGCAAGGAAUAGUGUGAAAGGCCGUGGAAAUCUAAAGGAGGAUAAGAGUAAGGGAAGAAAAUAG